AUACUAUUUCAGGUUCACUGAAUUACUUUUCUUUUACUAUCUCAUUUAUAAUUAAUUUCACUGUUAUUGCUACAUCGUAAGCUUUUGUCUUCUAUCUUCUACGUCACACCUGCAAUAAGAAUUUUUUUACAUUUCACUUUACUACUGUUGAAUUUUGAUCAAAAUCAUGGCUCCGUCAAUUGUGGACAAAAGAGACGAUGGCCCUUCAACGUCCGAAGAAUUAGACUUAGACAAGGCGGCAGAAGAAGCAAAAUCCUUGAUCGAAAAAAUCAUUAAAGAUGUGGGUAAAAAGUCAGCUACCAGGCAACUGAUUUUCGGUUCAGCGUCCGGAUGGUUGACCGGUUUUGUUAUGAUGAAACUGGGUAAAGCUGCUGCGUUUACAAUGGGUAGUGGUAUAAUAGCUUUGCAGUUAGCGAAUUCAAGUGGUUAUGUGAAAAUUAAUUGGGAAAAAUUGACUAGAGGUGUAGAGAGAGUGGCUGAACAAGUCGAAGAUAGUACAGCGGACAAGAAGAAAGGAUUGUUGAAAAAGAUGGAGCGCUAUGUCGACAAGAAACUUGACAAAGCCGAGGAUUUGUUAAGGAAGAAGGAACGCAAAGCUAAACGUUGGUUUAACCGUAUAUCUGGUGAUGAGGACGAGUUUGUUUUUGAAGAGAUUCACGUAUUCUUAGCUUCUUAUUUAAUUGGCCUUGCUUUAGGAAUUUCUUUCGGCAUAGUUGCACGUUGAAAUGGUCAUUAAAUAAUAAAAUGCACUAAAAUCUGUACUUAUAGGUAUAAAUAUUAUUUUAAUAAAAUUCUUUUAGUUUUGUAUUAAUGUUUGCAUGUAUAUAGUAAAUAAACACCACUUAUGUUCCAUAUUUAUCUGAAUAA
Molecule: messenger RNA, 867 nt
Organism: Sipha flava (yellow sugarcane aphid)
Lineage: Eukaryota; Metazoa; Arthropoda; Insecta; Hemiptera; Aphididae
Product: FUN14 domain-containing protein 1-like
Exons: 4
Coding region: 167-724 (185 amino acids)
Biological process (GO): autophagy of mitochondrion
Cellular component (GO): mitochondrial outer membrane
Source: RefSeq, a predicted model, not a curated record